Molecule: messenger RNA, 20762 nt
Organism: Pelobates cultripes (western spadefoot toad)
Lineage: Eukaryota; Metazoa; Chordata; Amphibia; Anura; Pelobatidae
Source: the annotation of a GenBank genome assembly
AAAAAAAAACAAACACGUCAGAUGGACGUUUUGUUUCCGGCCGCCAUUUUGUGGAGUGAAACCAUUGCCCGUGUCCGGUUUGUGGCGCCGAGCGGUAGCGUUGAAAGCAGGCUACGAGCCGGCGAGGGUGUCCGGUGACGGUCCGGUUGGAGCUGAGGGGGGUCUCCGGGGCCCCAAUGACCCGUUGGACUCGGGGAGAGAGAGUAUUCCAUAGCGGCUGCAGGGCCCAGGCCUUUCACUGCGAGAAGGCGGCCAUCUCGUCCGUGUGAGCACAGUCUGCUGAGGUAAUAUGAAGGGCCCCCCCUCACACACACAGCCACACACACCAAUACAAACCCCUUCAAUCCUCCAAAGCCGUGUGAGCUCAGUCUGCUGAGGUAAUAUGCCGGCCCCCCCUCACACACACCAAUACAAACCCCUUCAAUCCUCCGAGGCCGUGUGAGCACAGUCUGCUGAGGUAAUAUGAAGGGCCCCCCCUCACACACACCACACAUACAAACCCCUUCAAUCCUCCGAGGCCGUGUGAGCACAGUCUGCUGAGGUAAUAUGCCGGCCCCCCCUCACACACCAAUACAAACCCCUUCAAUCCUCCGAGGCCGUGUGAGCUCAGUCUGCUGAGGUAAUAUGCAGGGCCCCCCUCACACACAGCCACACACACCAAUACAAACCCCUUCAAUCCUCCGAGGCCGUGUGAGCACAGUCUGCUGAGGUAAUAUGCAGGGCCCCCCUCACACACAGCCACACACACCAAUACAAACCCCUUCAAUCCUCCGAGGCCGUGUGAGCACAGUCUGCUGAGGUAAUAUGAAGGGCCCCCCCUCACACACAGCCACACACACCAAUACAAACCCCUUCAAUCCUCCGAGCCGUGUGAGCUCAGUCUGCUGAGGUAAUAUGAAGGGCCCCCUCACACACAGCCACACAUCAAUACAAACCCCUUCAAUCCUCCGAGGCCGUGUGAGCACAGUCUGCUGAGGUAAUAUGCCGGCCCCCCCUCACACACAGCCACACACACCAAUACAAACCCCUUCAAUCCUCCGAGGCCGUGUGAGCUCAGUCUGCUGAGGUAAUAUGUGAGGCCGUGUGAGCACAGUCUGCUGAGGUAAUAUGAAGGGCCCCCCCUCACACACAGCCACACACACCAAUACAAACCCCUUCAAUCCUCCGAGGCCGUGUGAGCACAGUCUGCUGAGGUAAUAUGCCCCCCCCUCACACACAGCACACACACCAAUACAAACCCCUUCAAUCCUCCGAGGCCGUGUGAGCACAGUCUGCUGAGGUAAUAUGAAGGGCCCCCCCUCACACACACAGCCACACAUCAAUACAAACCCCUUCAAUCCUCCGAGGCCGUGUGAGCACAGUCUGCUGAGGUAAUAUGCCGGCCCCCCCUCACACACCAAUACAAACCCCUUCAAUCCUCCGAGGCCGUGUGAGCACAGUCUGCUGAGGUAAUAUGCAGGGCCCCCCUCACACACAGCCACACACACCAAUACAAACCCCUUCAAUCCUCCGAGGCCGUGUGAGCACAGUCUGCUGAGGUAAUAUGAAGGGCCCCCCCUCACACACACCAAUACAAACCCCUUCAAUUCUCCGAGGCCGUGUGAGCACAGUCUGCUGAGGUAAUAUGAAGGGCCCCCCCUCACACACACCAAUACAAACCCCUUCAAUUCUCUGAGGCCGUGUGGCUGGCAGAGGGCUGUGGGAGUUGUAGGCCCGCAAUCCCACCCAUUAUUUAUAUUAUUUGACCAGAAAGGAUACAUUACAAUUUCUCGUUUUCCCACUAUGUCCUGGGCCGACUAAUAUCGCAUUGAUACAACGGGAUACAGAUAUUAUAUUAAACUUACACAAUGUUAAAAUGCAAUAUUAAAACUAAAUCCAACACAAAAGAGGUCAGUAAAUUAUAACCCACCGUGAUGACCGUGACUCUGUGUUGAGAUAUGUUCACAGAAAUCUCUUAAGGGAUUUUUAGCCUGGAGGAAAAUUAAAUUUUUACAUUGUUUUUGCUCUUUUUUUUUUUUUUUUAUUAGUGACUGUUUUUGUUUUGAAGCCCAGUCAAGCCGCCCUAGCAAGCGCAUAGUACAAAACUGCAUGAGUUAGUAAAUAUUGGGAAAGUGGUGUUUAGUGGCCUAUGAUUCAAACAAAUGCAGUCACCUGUCAGAUUUUGGUGAAACUAAAAAAAAUUACUUUAAAUCAUUGAAGUGGUCAUGGUGCUUGGAAUAACUCUCUAAAAUAGAAUGAAAACUGUAUAUCAAUGUAUAAUAGUUUUUAUAUGCUUUAUUGUUACAUUAAUAGGGCUGAGACAUACAAAUCUAGAUCCCAAGUUCCUGCCAGGGCCCUCCUUCAGACAUCAAUACCAAAAUCCCAGAUACCUAAGAGAAAAAAUGGCAACCAACAUGGGAGAACAGCUGAAUCCAGAGUGGUAAGUUAUUUUUUUCAUUUUCCGCUCUCUCUAUAAAAUAAAAAAAAUUCUAAUAGAAAACCUCUCUAACUCUGCAGUACGUUGCCAGACUGUAUGAAAGUGGUUUGACUGCUUACUCUGGAGGGGUGCCAGGACACUCCUGGCAUCUUAACUACUAGAGAUCUAUAAAUGCAAAUAAUAGUGCUGACAGUACAAGUUUCAUUGCUGUGGUAGUUGGUGUAGACUACAACAUAAUGACAUGAAAGUGUGUAUGUACACCCACCACCACCCAGGAAUCAGUGUGUUACAGAAGCUGCAAAUCAGGUGUGUUUUUGUUGUUUUUUUUUUUUUUUUCUGAUGUGCUUUGAUCUUUUUAUUAAAUAUAAUGCUAAUUUAUUUCACAUAGGAUCCAGCAGUACAAUGCAAGCAGUGGUAUGGAAACACCAAUGCAUGAAAAUCCUGAAUGGGAAAAGGCACGCCAAGCUUUAGCAACUAUUCAGAAAGAUAACUCUAAUUCUGCAACUACUAAAGGAGCAGCCAAUGAUCAAGCAAGCACCCAGGUGAGAAUGUAUUCAUUCACCAGAACUAUAAUCUACAUUUCCAGUUCAAACUUUAUAGCCUACGUAUCCGUGAGCAAUCCAUCAGGAAACAAAUCUCGCUUUGAAAAAAAAUUCCUAUAUUUGCUCAGCAUCAACUGGGUUCAUGCAAAGUGAGUGCUUACAGCUCUCACCAUGUUUACUUGCUCACAGGCAGACUUUAGGAUAGUUUGCUUAAUAUACUAAUUAUGAAAGGGCAAUAAGUACAUAUGUAACAUUUCAGAGAACUGACAAUCUCUAGACAGUGAAGCAAUUUCUUUCACUAUUCCCUGCUAUUAAAGUGUAUCUGUGGGGGCUUCUCCCCCUUACCUGACCCUCUGGUGUAAUGUUGUACAACGGCACAGAAUGGUGGUCUAUUGAAAAUCCCGGCAGACCAUGACCUACUUCAUAAUAAUCUUCCACAGCAUUAGUUAGUUAGAUGCAAUGGGUAACUAUAACACUAUGUAAUGUAUUGUUUGAACAUGCAAUGCUCUCUCACUUACAUUGUUUUUCUUUUCACUAGUAUGCAGCUCAUCAAGGAGAUGCUGCGAUGCAGCAUCAAUAUUAUCAAUGGUAUUCACAGUAUAAUUAUACGUAUCCAUACAACUACUAUUCUUACCCCAUGGUAUGUAUCUCCCUUCUUUUUCUGUAGUCCAAAGUUCCAAACCUAUGAAAUAUGCAGUUAGGUUUUUACCUAUCUGAAUAAAUGUUCCUGUUUAAUGUUAAAUCCAUUAGUGACAACUGGCACCAUAACCAAGAUAGUGUUAUAUUGGUGUUAUGGUGCAUGGAUCAUUUAUUUUUAAUUGUAGUUUAUUCCAUAAGCAGUGAAUUGUGAUUUGAAAGCCUGGAUAUCCUUUGUGUCUGAUUUUAAAAUUAUUUUUUUUUUUAAAUGCUUUUAGUUCAUCACAAUUGACUAUUUAUCAAGUAAACCCUUGUAUUUCCAGUUCAGCUGUUCUGCUCUAAAAUUUGCAAUUAUCGGUCAACUAAUGGUUUAGUCAGUAAUCCUAUUAAUGAAUGACUUUGUGCACAACAACAUUCCUUGCAUGUAAUUUUUUUAUAUUUAUUUUUUAAAUAUUGGAUUUACUACAAUUGAAUGACUUUAAAUUUCAAUGGUAUUUAGACAAAUAAGAUUGAUAUACCACCACUUAGAAUUUAAAAAACGGAGAGCAUACUUUUUAAUACAGGCUGUAUGCUUGACAUUUAGUUCUACCUGUGUUUAUUGAAGUCUUUUAUGUAUUGCUCUGUUUUGCAGAAUAUGUAUGGGGGAUACCCCACCACGGGGCAAUACAGCAUGCCAGGUGCUUAUCAAGUGACUGCCUCACAGCAGCCUCAAACAGUGGUCCAGCAUCAGGGGAAUCCUAACCAGGUACACACUAGCAAAUUCUGUGCCAUAUAAAGUUUUAUUAAAAAUUUACUAAAUGUAUUUGUGAGCAAAUUGUAGAAAAAUUUAACUUGCACAGGUCAGUUAUAAUAUAGAAACCUAGAUUAUUUUUUUUUUUCUCUCUCUCUCUCUUGGGUGGUUUGGUAGUACUUGGAAACUUAUCUUCAGCUUAAACAAUUUUGAAUGAUUUUAUUUCCAUCCAGAAUUGCUUUAAAUGUUUUUUGUAGCUGAAUUUCAUGAAUAUAUAUAUUUUGUUAUAUAGGAAACAUUGUAGUUUUCAUUAGCUAUAGUUAAAUGUGUGUUCCCGGACAUCGUAUUCUAGCAGUGCACAUUAUCAGUAUUCACACUUUAUUUUAAACCUUUUUUUUUUUUUUUUUAAUACACAAAUUUGAAUAUCUUAUGAAUCUGAUCAUUCAGAUAACCUAACCAAUGCAGCUUACUGUAGUUAUCAUGCAAUGAAAUUUAGAGCUUGUUUCUCAAUGAUACUGACUGGGUGCCAUUUGCUGAAUUGCCUUUUGUUGCUGUUAAGCGAAUAUAUACAGUAUAUUAACUUCAAUAGUUUAGCAGUAGCAACAAGGAGAUGGUAAAUAGCUGGCACUAUGAACAUCAAGGUUGUAAACUAGCCCUUGGGGUGCAGUCCUUUGAUUUGUGUCGUGUUUUGGUCCUCAGACAUGGGGGUAAUCUAACCUCCUUAUUAUAAGUCCAUGUUUCGGUGUGCUGUGAGCCCAGUUCUUACCAAGCAGUGAUUGGCUCAGUGCAAGGGUGUAAUGAGUCCUGCUGAAUCACAGGUGUCCAUUUUUGAUAUACACAUUUUCCACAAGUCCUUUUAGCAUAACUAAAUUAGUCAUUGCAGGCCUCUCAUUAUUUGCCCAAGGCAUGUGUUAACAUAUCUUAGUAAAAAAUGUUUUGUGUUCUUUUUAAAAUCAGGUUUUUCAGAUUGUAUGCUUUAGCAUUCUUUAUAUCUGGGACAUAAGGUAAUAACUAUUCCGUAGGUCAUAACAUUGUUUUGCUUUUUGUUUUCAGCCUCCUGUUCCUGGUCUAGAAGAUGGCAUGUCUUAUUCUACUGUUCAACCACAGGUUUCUACAUCUAAUAACCAAUCUGCUUCACAUCAUCAACUUGUCAAUCAUAGUAUGACACAGUCUUGUCCUCAAGGAGGAUCAUCAAACGGCCAUCCUACUCAACAGCAUCCAGUAUCAAAUUCCAAUAGUUAUAAUCAGCAUUCCUAUAAUGAUGCUUCCAAACAGAAUAAGGGCCAGCAACUGUAUAAUCGAAUGAAGCGUGAGUUGUCUUUUUCAUUUGAGCCUAAACCGUUAAUCUAUAUUUUUUUUUUUUUUUUCUAUAACCUAAAUAGAGAAAGUGGCCUUUUCAGAACCUAUUGUAUUUUAUAGAACUUAUCUCCCAAAUGUGUGAGUGAAAAGAUCUUCUUCAGAUUACAUACAAGACUCGAAUAGUGCAACAAAUUGUUGUUCUGUCAUGAAAACUCUAUUUUUAAAGUGCUCAUUGGGUUUUUUUUUAUUUGUGGCAUUGUACAGUUAGCAUUUUUUGAUGCAGAUCUUGGUUUAAAAGUGGUAGUGCUUUUAUUUUAUAAAAUUUAUUUUUCUUUUUUAAAUAAAGAUAUUUAAGAGUGUCAAAAUUAUAACUGACUACUAAAUGAAUCUCAUCUGGUGAAUUUAGGGGAAAUUAGUUUGUUUGACUGUUAAUAAAGAACCAAAAUACUUUAAAUGCCAUACAAAACUGUGCCCAUGUCUUUUGUAAAAUUGCACUUUCUUAAUUAGCUGUGCUAUUCAUUCAUCUUUUCAUUGGUUUACUUUUGUUGGACCUUAUAAAGGCAGGUAUUAAAAUAGUAGCUCUUUUAAAAAGGUAGCCACAAGGUGUCUUUUGCCAAGACCAGUGCAGAUUUCAGUCCUGACCCACUGUUCAGACUGAUAAGGGGGGUUGAAACUCAAUUGAAAUACUUAUAUUUUUUUCAUUUUCUAGAGGCCCCUGGUUCUGGAGGACUGAAGUUUAAUAUUCAGAAACGUCCUCUUGUAAUGGCCAAUCAGAAUUUUGAACCUGGUGAGCACCAUGGUAAUUCUGGGCAGCAGCAGCAGAAACAUAUGCAUAAUCAACUACAGCACCUGCAGCAACCACAUCUUCAGCAAACUGAAAAGGGACGUGAUAACAGGUAAUGUUACAUUUUUGAUUGUGUGUACGUGUUUGUUCUUUGGCAAUGUGUUUAUUUUGAAAAGCUUUUGGAAAAGUCUGUUUUCUAUUUUGUUCUGUAACAAUUUAAAAAAUGUUUACAUCUUCCCAGCAAUCCUUCUGCAAAGCCAGAAGAUUGGCCUCCAGCAAUGAAGGACUAUGUCCAGCGCUGUUUCACGGCAUGUGAGACAGAAGAAGAUAAAGACAGAACUGAGAAACUGCUUAAAGAAGUCUUGCAAGCCCGGCUACAAGAUGGAUCAGCCUAUACCAUCGACUGGAGCAGAGAACCUCUUCCAGGGUAUGCGCUUAAAAGAGGACUCUUCAAGCCUGAAGUGACCCAUACUUUUAAUCCUUAGGACAGAACUAAAAAAAAAAAAGUUCUGUAUCACUAGCCAUGCCUUACAAAUUACUCAUCAAUGCAAGGCUGGAUGGUCCAUGACACACUUACCAGGGUUGAAUUUGUACUCCCUAGGGCAAAUACAAAUCUUCAAUAAGCAGGGUUUAAAAUUUUAAAAGUUCCUGCUUUUACAUUUCAGGCAGUGCAAAGCACAAAAGGCUUUUACCAGUCAGGAGCCUCUCACUCUUGCAUCCUAAUGAAGUGGUUCUGGUGCAUAGUUGCUACCCUUUUUGUUAGUAUAAAACAUUGCAGUUUCAGAUAAACAUAUUCGUCUAUAUUGUGCCGGUAGUGGAUAACACACAGACUGCCAUAAAUGAACCUUCAUGAUUGAAGCCUUCCAUUUUCAAUGAACUUCAUGUUCCACGUCAUAACACACUUUAAGCAGAACACUGUUAAUGCUUCUCAUAGAGCAUAGACGCAUUGACUUGGACAAAAGUCUUCAAAACUGAUGACUUUGCCAUCUGUUAAACAGUUGCAGAGAAAAGUGUGUUCCAAUGAUGGAACUCACUCUUAGUGUUAUAUAUUCUUAGUGUUCCAUUAAACUGUACCAGUUUUAUUUGCUUUUUUCACUUUCUAUUUAUUUAUUUUUUGUUUUCUUCUGGACCUGCUUUAUUUUGUUUAAAAAAUGUUCAGUAGCAGUAUGUUGUAUACUCAGCACUGUGGGCUUUGUCAAGCCAACUGAUUGUUUUCAGGGUAAUUAACUAAAUGCUGAGUUGUAGCAAAUUAAAUCUGAAUAGCAAAGUUGAGACUGAAAUAGCUGAUCAUGAGUAACUCCUAGUCGUCUAUAGUAACAACUUAUCUAUUUUAUCCUCAAUAUUUGCUGUUCUAAUUUGCCAGACUUCAGGGUUAAUGAAUGACCCUGUAAGUUUGUUUUUGUUAUCUUCCAAAAGUAACUAAACCAUGUGUACUAUAAUACAGAAUAGUAUAUUAAUAGUCCCCAAAGCAACUUUAGCUUAAAGGACCACUAUAGGCACCCAGACCACUUCAGCUUAAUGAGGUGGUCUGGGUGCCUGGUCCAUCUAGGGUUAACCCUUUUUUUCUAUAAACAGUUUCAGAGAAACUGCUAUGUUUAUGUUAAUGUUAAUCCAGCCUAUAGUGGCUGUCUCAUUGACAGCCGCUAGAGGGCUUCCGCCUUUCUCACUGUGAUUUUCACAGUGAGAAGACGCCAGCGUCCAUAGGAAAGCAUUGUGAAUGCCGAAGAGGGAGGAGAGGAGGAGGAGAGCUCCCCGCCCAGCGCUGGAAAAAGAGGUAAGUUUAACCCCUUCCUCUCCAUCCAGCCCGGCGGGAGGGGGCCCUCAGGGUGGGGGCACUAUAGUGCCAGGAAAAAGUGUGUUUUCCUGGCACUAUAGUGGUCCUUUAAUGAAGCUUUGGUGUUUAGAUCACGCCUCUGCAGUCUAAUUGCUCAAUUAUCUGCCGUUUAGGGGUUAAAUCACUUUCUUUAUGUUGUCCUAGUUACACUUCCCUGCAUUUUGUAUUAAAUAUCCUUUCUAAAUUCUUCCUGUAAAGAGUUAUCUAAUGUUUACACUUCCUUUAUUGCUAAAUCUGUUUAAUUUAGACUUUCCUAUCUUCUGCUCUGUUAAUGGCUUGAUAGACACUACAGGAGCCUAUUGUAUGUAAUUAAAGAUUCGUUUAAAUUUUUACAUUUGAUUUAAAAUGAAACCAUUUUGUUUUCGUGCAAGUUGUCAGUCACAGCCUGGGGAGAUGUGACUAGGGCUGCACAAACAGAAACAAAAGGGAUUUAACUCCUAGAUUGCAAAGAAUUGAGCUUUGAAACUUUAGAGGCAUGAUCUAUACACCAAAACUGCUUCAUUAAGCUAAAACUUUUUGAUGACUAUAGUUUCCCUUUAACUUACUUAAACUGAAUCAAAAGUUUAUUUAAAGGACCACUAUAGUGCCAGGAAAACAUAUUCGUUUUCCUGGCACUAUAGUGCCCUGAGGGUGCCCCCUCCCGCCCGGCUCUGGAAAGGGGUUUAAACGUACCUUUUUCUAGCGCUGGGCGGGGAGCUCUCUGCCUCCUCUCCUCCUCCGUUCCGCCCCGUCGGCUGAAUGCGCAGGCGCGGCAAGUUGCGCGCGCAUUCAGCCGUUCGCAUAGGAAAGAUUUACAAUGCUUUCCUAUGGACGCUGGCAUGCUCUCACUGUGAAAAUCACAGUGAGAAGCACGCAAGCGCCUCUAGUGGCUGUCAAUGAGACAGCCACUAGAGGCUUUGGGGGAAGGCUUCACCCAUUAAUAAACAUAGCAGUUUCUCUGAAACUGCUAUGUUUAUAAAAGAAUGGGUUAACCCUAGCUGGACCUGGCACCCAGACCACUUCAGCUCAAUGAAGUGGUCUGGGUGCCAGGUCCCUCAGGUUAUAAUUUAUCAUACUGUGUUGCACUAUUGUCUUAUUUUAUUUUUUGUAGAUCUACAGCUGCAUCCUCCUUUUGUAUAUAUCCCCUCAGGUUUUAACCCUGCAGAAGCAAACAUAGCAGUUUCAGAUAAACUGCUGUGUUUACAUUGCAGGGUUAAGCCAGCCUCUCAUCUUUCCUUUAAAAUGCAUUGAAGUAAUAUUGGUACCUGGACUGUAUCUUUAACCUUGUUUAUUUAUUGCAAAAUCAAUUUCAGUGUUUUUACUGUCAAUCUUUUAAUUUUUAUUAAAUUUAGGAAGGAUAAUGUAAAAGAGAGCCCAAAAAAGAAGCGGUGGGAACCUUCUCUCCAAUCACCCCAUGGCAGCACCAUUACCGUCACACAGUCUGCAAGAGGUGGUGGAAACCUACGGGGCCGAUUUAGUAGUUUCCCUACAAAGUUUGGGAACCGUAAUGUCUUCAUGAAAGAAUCCAGCUCAUCAAGUGCAGGGUCCCGGUCCAGAUCAAGGUCUCCUCCACACACUCCUCACAGACGACACCGCCGCAGGUUAGAAACAAGAAAUUUUUACAUGUACAAUUUUUGUUUUGAUGCACAAUCUCCACCUGGAUUUGUGUUGCUUCUAAAAUGUAUUCUAUUUGUUUUACCACAGUGAUUCAGACUCUGAAAGCUCUGUAUCCAGUAAUGAAAUUCGAGGCCGGAAAAAUUUUCAAAAAGGACGUGGUCGGGGUGGUCACAUGGAUCGUGGUCGAGGAAAGUCGCAGAGGGGUAAAAGGUACGUGAUGUAGACUGAUAUUUCACAAAAAAUGGGCUUGGUCAAUUCUCGUUCUCUAAGGUACACACAACACUUAACCCUUUAAUACCAAAACCAUGAAUGCAUAAUUUAAGGGGCCCUUUUUGAAGUACCAAAACAACUAUUGCUUAAUGAAGUGAUUUUGGUGGAUAGAUCAUGCCCCUGCAACCUCCUGCUCAAUUUUCUGCCAUUUAGGCAGCACUAGCCACGCCUCUCGUGCAAGUGUUUUCAUAGCAUCACUACACUCUCCCUGUAGAAAUAGAUAUUUCCUUAUUGCGGUGUGUUUACAUUAGAACUUAUUUCCCUCUCUUUUUAAUUUCCUGCAACUACCUCCUGUGUGUGAUUAAAGUUCAUUUAAAGGACCACUCCACAACUGUAAAGCACCUUGGCACCCUGAAGUGCUUUAUGGGUAAGGAGUAUCCCAUUUCAAAGGCCUUUUAUACCAGUGCCAAUAACUAUGAUCGCUUAUUCUACGCUAUACCAUCUCCAACUUGAAAACCGGUCUUUUUUCCAGCAAACACUCUAGUAGUAGACCAAAAAAAAUAUUUUUAUAAAACACCCGAAUAAUUACUAUCCCAAGAACACAUCUUUAUGCUAAUCUGACUGAAUACAUUAGUCAAAGGAAUACACUAGCAAUAUGUCCUUUCUCUAUUAGCCCUAAGUAAGUAACAGAAAAACACUGAAAUGGCAGUUAAAAUUUUAAUGUAGUUAAAUACAAAGCUAUGCAAUUGGGGUUGAGGAAUGCACAAGUAAUUUACAUCCUGAAUGUUAGUAAGGGAAAGCACAUGAGAAGCAUUUAGGAAUGGGUAUAGACCUCAAACUAGGCAACAAUGUCUGACAAUUACUAGUUAAGACCAGUAAGGUGGCUUUAACAAGGGGCAUUCGUUCUUGAGGCAAAAAUAUAAUUUAGACUUUCUGUGAUCAAUGGUGAGGCCUUAUCUUGAAUAUGCUGUGAAACUUUAGGCAAAGGCAGGUUACAAAAUUAAUUGGGAGAAUGGAAUUUUUAGUUAUGAAUAAAGGCUCAUAAAUCCACUUAGUUUAGAAAAGCGAUGCCUCCGAGUAAAUAUAACAUUAUACACACACACACACACACACACACAUAUAUUUUUUAUUUGAGGCCAAUGCAAACCAUUGUUUGGAAAUCUGAAUUUAAACAAGUAUGUAGGUCACUCAUUUAGACUGGAAGGAAUGAGAUUUAGUCUAAAGGAAAGGGUUAUUUACAGGAAGAACAUUAUUUGUGAACUUCUCUGCCUGAAGAGAUGGUUUUAUCAGUUGUAUAGAUUUGUUUUUAAUCCACAGCGGGAUGAUUAUUUUUUUUUUAUUGAUGUAGCAUCAAUAUAUGCUGCAGGACCUUAAUUCUAAAAGAGGAUAUGACAACAAGUGAAGAGUUGAGGGAGAUCCUGGUCAAAUAAGCAUACAUUCUAUUAAAAUAUUUUUUGAUACAUUUUUCAAAAUUUUCAUAAUCAUUUUUAAAAGUUUACUCAGAAAUAUUAAAUCAUUUGGAAAGCUUUACCAACAUUUAAAUUGAGGCCUUUAGAAGAAAUCUAUGAAGAUAUUUCUAUACUCUGCACUACAGCUUUGGUUGUUGAUUCAGGAAUUCUCAAUACACUGGUUUAAUUUCAAUUGUGUAAAUAAGACUGCCUAAACAAAUGAUUAAACUAUCUCAAUGGACCCCAAUUUGUGUUUUAGCUACCGGUGGUUUUUCAGGGAGGAUGAGUUGUACCAUGUGGGCUUUAAAUAGCCUACAUGCUGGCUAUGGACAAUACCUAAUCCAAGGAGGAUGACUGUGAUUUUACAGCCACAUGUGCCAGUUAUUGUGCUAGUUAUUAGGGGAUGGGCCAGGCGGAAUCAUAGUGGAUAGGGUAGCUGUCUGAAUCAGACUAAUGGAUAAGAAUGCAAAAUAAACAGACCCCCUGUUAAAACCAUGCUCACAAACACCCCCUUAAAAGGACACUCUGGUAACAGUAACUGUUUUAUCUCACUAAAAUGUCUACAGUGCCUGGGGUCCCCUAGUACCAUUCUUCCAUUUAGUGAUAAACUGUUUUUAAUGCUAUAUAAAGAGUUCUCAGCAGCUCAUCCCUCCUCCACCUGCUCAGGCUAAUGAAGCAUUAGCCUGAGCAGCAGUGGGUGGCUGUGACUGAGUGUCAGCUGACCUCAUCAGCAUAUCACAGUGCCCAUUUCAGGUAUGAAUUAUGGCUAGAAGGAAGUGUGCCAUCAGCCUUCACCACACCUUCAGUUGGAUGGGGCUUUGGGAAGCCAGGACUCACAUUUAACAAAAAUGGUUUAACACUGGUUGGAGAGACAGUCCCAGGGUACUCCAUUCAAUUUAAUGAGAAUAAAUCAUUACAGUGUUUCUUUAAUGCAAGGAAUAUGAACAGCCAAGCUCACUCGAGAGAGCGCCUAUCUGCAAAAAUGAAUGUAUACAAGUUUUUUAAAUAGUGCGCUCAUAAUUACGCCUGAUCUCAUACCAUGUAACGGGGAAAGAUAACAUUUUUGAUUUCCCCUACCACAGAAUUAUCUUGGUCAAGGAGAAUACCACUACUUUGUUAAUUACGGAUUAUAAAAUCAAUUCCUUAAAAUGGAUAAGAAGAUAAUGCUACUUACCAUUAUAAAAUAUUAAUAUAUUUGGUAGUAACUGACAUCGCGAAAAUAUUUUUAAUAUAUUAAUCCUUUCAUAUAUUAUAAAUUAGAAAGGAAAUAGAUUUUUUUUUAUAAAAAAAAUAUCUUCCCUGAUACACUGCAUAACGUGAAACCGGAAAGACCACAGAGACUAACUGUCGGUUUUCAAACACUGUCCGACUGAUGCGUGUAUUUGGCUGAAGGAUCCUGUCAAAUACUAAAGGUAGGGAUAGCUAUUUGUAAUUUUAUGCGCGUACUUCAUUUAAAAAAAAAUUAUUUCAGUACUUGCUGAAAGGAGUUUUCUUCAAAAUUAAAAUUAAAAUAAAAAAAUAUAUUUUUUUUAGGUGACUUCCCAAUAAACGUCUGGUCCUUUGAUCAUUGCCUAAAAUGCUAUCCCCUUAUGGGAGACUGAAAAAAAUCCUCAUUGAAACCACUACCUGAAAGUGAUAAUUUUUAUUUAUUUAUUUUUUUUUUGUCGGCAUUACUUUGUAAAGUAUGCCAAACCAGUUUAUUUUAGAGAGUGUUGAUUUAAUAUUCUUAGUAUAGCCAAAGAUCAUCAAGUAUCUCUGUUCUCAAAUUACACAAAUAUCCUUUUCAGGAAUGAUCAAAGCUUCAAUAAGAAAAACCGGAAAAAAAAUACUAUGGAGUUUGAAGACCCCGAAAAGGAAUUUAAAAGGGAAAAAAGAGCUGCUCGUUUUCAGCAUGGCCAUGGUACCAAGAAGUUGCGAAUCGAACCACUUGUGCUGCAAAUAAACAAUUUGGAUGCUGGAGGAUCUGAUGGCUUUGAUUGGAAUGAGCUGAAAAUUGUUGGUUCCUGUCAGGACAUAACCAAACAUUAUUUACGUCUAACUUGUGCACCUGACCCAUCAACUGUGCGACCAGUACCUGUAAGAAUCUUUUUAUUUCUCUUACAAAACUAGUUUAAAAAAAUUAAAAAAAAUAAGCUUUCCUUUUUCUUGUACUUAUAAUACGUAACUAAAUGUUUUGAUAAAUUAAUAAAUUAGAGGAAGGCCAUGAAAUUGCUUUUUCUCAGAAUUGAUUAGUAAAAUGUUAAUUGUGCCACAUUUUCAGGUGUUAAGAAAAUCUCUGACAAUGGUGAAAGGACAUUUUCAGGAAAAGCAGGAUUAUGCUUUUGCUUGUGAACAGAUGAAAUCAAUACGUCAAGAUUUAACGGUAUGUGUUCCAGUGAAAAUGAAAGGUGAAGAUUAAAUGCUGGCAUUUACAUACAGUGUUUUAAACAUCAAUAUCUUUCACAGGUUCAGGGAAUUAGAACAGAAUUUACGGUGGAAGUUUAUGAAACACAUGCACGUAUAGCACUUGAAAAGGUAGGAUUCUGUUACAUACAGGGAGUGCAGAAUUAUUAGGCAAGUUGUAUUUUUGAGGAUUAAUUUUAUUAUUGAACAACAACCAUGUUCUCAAUGAACCCAAAAAACUCAUUAAUAUCAAAGCUGAAUAUUUUUGGAAGUAGUUUUUAGUUUGUUUUUAGUUAUAGCUAUGUUAGGGGAUAUCUGUGUGUGCAGGUGACUAUUACUGUGCAUAAUUAUUAGGCAACUUAACAAAAAACAAAUAUAUACCCAUUUCAAUUAUUUAUUAUUACCAGUGAAACUAAUAUAACAUCUCAACAUUCACAAAUAUACAUUUCUGAUAUUCAAAAACAAAUCAGUGACCAAUAUAGCCACCUUUCUUUGCAAGGACACUCAAAAGCCUGCCAUCCAUGGAUUCUGUCAGUGUUUUGAUCUGUUCACUAUCAACAUUGCGUGCAGCAGCAACCACAGCCUCCCAGACACUGUUCAGAGAGGUGUACUGUUUUCCCUCCUUGUAAAUCUCACAUUUGAUGAUGGACCACAGGUUCUCAAUGGGGUUCAGAUCAGGUGAACAAGGAGGCCAUGUCAUUAGAUUUUCUUUUUUUAUACCCUUUCUUGCCAGCCACGCUGUGGAGUACUUGGACGCGUGUGAUGGAGCAUUGUCCUGCAUGAAAAUCAUGUUUUUCUUGAAGGAUGCAGACUUCUUCCUGUACCACUGCUUGAAGAAGGUGUCUUCCAGGAACUGGCAGUAGGACUGGGGGUUGAGCUUGACUCCAUCCUCAACCCGAAAAGGCCCCACAAGCUCAUCUUUGAUGAUACCAGCCCAAACCAGUACUCCACCUCCACCUUGCUGGCGUCUGAGUCGGACUGGAGCUCUCUGCCCUUUACCAAUCCAGCCACGGGCCCAUCCAUCUGGCCCAUCAAGACUCACUCUCAUUUCAUCAGUCCAUAAAACCUUAGAAAAAUCAGUCUUGAGAUAUUUCUUGGCCCAGUCUUGACGUUUCAGCUUGUGUGUCUUGUUCAGUGGUGGUCGUCUUUCAGCCUUUCUUACCUUGGCCAUGUCUCUGAGUAUUGCACACCUUGUGCUUUUGGGCACUCCAGUGAUGUUGCAGCUCUGAAAUAUGGCCAAACUGGUGGCAAGUGGCAUCGUGGCAGCUGCACGCUUGACUUUUCUCAGUUCAUGGGCAGUUAUUUUGCGCCUUGGUUUUUCCACACGCUUCUUGCGACCCUGUUGACUAUUUUGAAUGAAACGCUUGAUUGUUCGAUGAUCACGCUUCAGAAGCUUUGCAAUUUUUAAGAGUGCUGCAUCCCUCUGCAAGAUAUCUCACUAUUUUGACUUUUCUGAGCCUGUCAAGUCCUUCUUUUGACCCAUUUUGCCAAAGGAAAGGAAGUUGCCUAAUAAUUAUGCACACCUGAUAUAGGGUGUUGAUGUCAUUAGACCACACCCCCUCUCAUUACAGAGAUGCACAUCACCUAAUAUGCUUAAUUGGUAGUAGGCUUUCGAGCCUAUACAGCUUGGAGUAAGACAACAUGCAUAAAGAGGAUGAUGUGGUCAAAAUACUCAUUUGCCUAAUAAUUCUGCACUCCCUGUAUUCAUGUCAUGCUGGUUUGAAUUUCCUUAUGGGUGUUAUAGAUGGGCAAGAGAACUAUAAAAUGGAUCUGUCAUCUCAAACUAGUCUGUCUUCUAUUGUUUACUCAUAUCCUAAUUCAAAAUCUGUUCUUUUCUUACACUUGAUAUUUCCCUUUAAAACAUAAGACAAAUUUGGCUACACUUGGCAAUCUUGAUAAAAGGUGGAGUUAGCUUAACAAAGGAAGUGGAGUUUGCAAUAAGCUCCACUUUUUUGUCACAAUAGCCAAACAGUUUAUUUUUUGAAGAGCAGUAGAUCAGAAAUUAAGAAAAGGACAGAUUCUGAAAGGAAGAGAAGAGGAAACAAUAGGAGGAAGAUAUGUUUAAGGAUGACUUGUAACUCAUUAGUUGUGCGGACCCAGGUAUAUCUCCUUUUUACUAUGGUUGUUCUUGGUAAAAGAUGUGUACAAGAAAGGUAAAUGUUAAAUAGAUCAAUUAUGAUAAUAUACCUCCAAAUAGUCCUAUAUUUGGCAGAAAAAUCCUGAUUUUUGUUCUUGUGUUCUGUAUUCUGCUUCUGGAGAUUACAAAAUAAUCCUUGGUAAAAACAAACUGCUUGCAGGGUUGCUUCAACAGCACUUUGCACGUGGGUAACCUUGAGAGGGGCUAGCAGAGCAUCCCAUCCCAUAUUAAUGUAUCCCAGUUUGUUCUGAAAAACCUUUGUGCUGAUAUUUUAGUUACUGUUUUAUUUGUUUAGAUUUAAAUAAGCAAUCAAAAUAUUAUCUGUACUGUCUAAUAUCAGGGUGAUCAUGAGGAAUUCAACCAGUGUCAAGCUCAACUGAAAUCCUUAUAUGUGGAAAAUACUUCUGGGAACGUCGGAGAGUUCACUGCAUAUCGUGUCUUGUAUUAUAUCUUCACCCAAAACUCUGGUGGUAAGGCUGUUAAUCAUAUAGUAAUGCUAGCAUACAUUUAUUAUUUAAACUGUAGUUUUUACAUUUUUAUUUAAUUCUGUCUUCAGAUUUAACAACCGAACUGGCGCAUCUGACCAAAGACUUGAAGACUGACCCUUGUGUUGCACAUGCACUUGGCCUUCUGAAUGCGUGGGCACUUUCAAAUUAUCAUCGUUUUUUCAAGCUUUACCGUGAAUCGCCACGAAUGUCGGGGUAUCUCAUCGACAAGUUUGCAGACAGGGAGCGGAAGGCUGCCCUUAAGGCGAUGAUUAAAACGUAUGUGAAAGCCAACGUUUUAGUUACCCAAAUCAAGCACUCUCUUUUUAGUUUUUCUAUAGCACGCUGGGCCUUAACAUUCACAGAAAAUGUAUGUGCGUGCUAUUUUAUUACUAAAAUGUUUUUUACAGGACCUAUAAACAAAGGACAGAAGCGUGAUGCAUGCGCUGCCGUAUAUAUACUUUUUGUGUAGGCCCAUUAUAAAUAAUUAUAACAUCAACGUUAUUUCAACAAUGCAUUCUAAUGAAGUAGUGAAAACACACUUUUCAAAUAAUCUUUAGGGGAGUGCAAAUAUUAGUGCAGUUUAAAUGUUCAUGGUAAAACAGCAGGGAACAAUUUCUUUUAAUUUUCUCCAUAGAAGUGAGGGUAAGUAAAUCUAACAGUGGUUGAUUCAAGUUAAAAUAUAUAGAUUCAAGGUACUAUUUAACGUGUAUUGUGCAAAAACAACUUAGAAGGGCCAAAAACAUGAUUUAUCAAGCAAAAUGACUGUUUCCCAAAGGGGUUACUAAUAGUGUUGGUGAAUAGCUAUUAGUUAUACAAAUGCACAAUCAUACACUGGUAUGAAUACAAAUUGGAGGUUUUACAUUUUAAAGAUAUGGUGAAAAUGGCCAACUUUUUAGAAAAAUAAGGCGAUUUAAUUGCACUCUAUUGUGUUAAGCCUACUAACUACCCCUGUAUUGGUCAAUUUUUUACUUAUGUAAGGUAUUUAUAUAUGGAUGAUCACAUCAUAGUUGUAAUCUACAUCACUUAUGGAAAGGUAACCUAUUUAUCCCAUGAGAAUCUUCUCUAAAUGCUAUACUUCUGAGAAGACUAGUUAUGUGCACCUGUGAGGAGAGAGGUGGGGUUCUUGACACAAGAAAUCUAGUCAAGGCUAUAAAUGCCAAUGGAGAUAUUAAGCCCAAAACUUAGGCAGAUGUAUACAUGAUUAUUAGAACAUCUAAUUGAACUUGCAUUCAAUAGUAAUGCCAGUGCUGAUGGAAAUUAAACAUUGCAUCUGUGAAUGGUUGCACUCACAAUUGUUUGCAUUCAUUGUAGACAAUUGCAAGCUUAAGGUAAGUAUCUUUUAAUCUAUAAAUUGCUGGCGAUUUCACCAGCACAGUAUUUAAAUUAGUUGUGUACCUGCUUGAAGUGGAAUCUUGUAUCCACAUAUGUAAAUGUCACUUUAAACUUAUUCUUGUAUGUAGAUGGUAAUAUGCUGGUCUGUGUAAGUAUAUUUUCUUUUGACCCCUAGUUGGUUGCAGCGUUGUGGGGUUUUUGUUUUGUGCUUUUUUUUUUUUUUUUUUUUAAAGUAGAUGGCAUGAGAUAAAAUAAAACAAAAGCCAGGAACUUCCUGUACAUUUGCCAGGAACUCUACUGUGCAUCAGUUUAAUGCAUGUCUGGAGAAGCUUAUAGUUGUAUUGUAUAUCACAGGAAAAAACCCGAAAAGGAACUGCACACAAAUCUCAUGGGUGCUUUACCAGACCCAGGGCCAGCACCAGCCCAGCACAGUUUUAAAUAGCAGUGGAAGAAAGAGGGUCCAGACAUUCCAAUGCUCUAUAGGCACAUUUAUUGAAACAGGGAGAAAGCCACAUGGCAUUGUAAUAGGAAAAAAAGGACGUGGCGUGUUGGGGAAACUUUAUCAAAUUAAAUUUAUAAUAGUUAUUCAGAAGUAUAUAGGUGGGUGGGUUGUUUUUAGUUUUAUGGGUGUGGUUGUAUAAGAAAAUAAAUAUGGAGAGAAAACAUAAGGUAGCCCAACUUAUUGUUCAGCUCCUUAUUAAGAGCAAAGGUCAACAAAAAAUAGCCACUGUCCUGCCAAACAUAUCAUAUGUUAAUUUCCUUUGGAAUUAUACAUUAUAGCAAACAAUAAAUAGUUUACAAAUAUUCAUGCUUUGAUAAAGCUCUAGCUUUAUGUAUUUACAGAAGGUGGGUAUAAUUUGUGCGUAAUGAAACCAUUAUUUCAGGUUAUUGUGUCACAAUUAUGAUUGUUCUAACCUCUCUUACUCCUUUUUCCUCCACUGCUUUUUUGUUUUGUUUUAAAUCUUUAGUUUUCGGCCGGUGCUGCCAGUUUCCUACGUUCAGUCAGAAUUGGCCUUCGAGAGUGAGGAAGAGUGCCAGAGUUUCCUGGCUUCUUUAUCUUUGGUGUAUGCAGGGAGCGACGUCAGCAAGAUUGACUGCAAGCAGAGCUUAGCGGUCUUGUCAAACUUCUAAAUUGGUCCCUAUAUAUAUAUUAAUAUGUGUUCAACACAUUUAAUUGUUCACACCAAGUGUGAGAGAUUGUUCAGGUUCUUGCAUUUUUACAUAAAAUGGUCAUUUUUUUUUUUUUUACUUGCCUCUGGAUCAGAGGACAGAAUGACCACAUCUAUGCAUCCCAAAAUCAUUUUUGGUGAACUAAAAUGGCAAAGAACAAAUCUUUAUAGAAGCAUCACAGUCUUGAAUGAUUGUGUUCUGUUGGCAAGAGAUAUUUUGUGUACAUAUAUAGUGUUUUCAUCCAGUAAUUUCUAUCAAUUGGCAUCAUACCCAUGGUUUUAAAGAAAAGUUCAAGUAUGAUCUGAAACAGUAUUUGGCUCCAAUGUUAAAGUUUUGUAAACUUAAUGGAGUUGUGCUCUAAAAGUGUUGUUAAGUAUACAGUGUUUUUGUUUCCAGAAUGUAGUUCUGUAAAAUUUACAUCACACAGCCUCAUUGGGAGCUACAUACACAGGACAGAUAGAGCUGACCGGUUACUGUAGAUGAAACAUGCAAAGACGUUUUCUUGAGGAAUGAGCAAUUUUAUUUAGCACAACAAAGAAACUAGAAAGAUGACUGCAUCUAUCACUAAAUUUCAAACAUUUCAGUAGGCUUUCUGUAAAUAAGGUUUCGGGUUUUUGUUUUUUUGUGUGCUUUAAAUGGUAUAUUUGUUAUCAAAGAUUACUUUUGAUUUAAACAAAAGAUUUUUAUUUUUUGUAAAUUUAAUUUUACUUUUCGUUUUUUUGUUUUUUUUUUGUAAAUUGUAAAUGCUUAUAUGGUCCUGUUAAUAAUAGAAACUAACAAUGUCUCAGUUUCUUCUCUCUUUACCUCGUCUGUACAAGCCUCUGUCCAUCUGCUGCACAGAAGUAUACACAUGUAGCUGUGGAGAGAAGGCAACACUCAAAAGUAAAAGCCAACUCAAACAUUGGGAGAAAACAAGCUUCAUAUGCAACGCUACUUGGUGGAAUAAGAGACUUACACUUUUAAAGAACUUUUAUCAUCCAACAAGUCUUCAAAAGAAGAUUGGCGUUCACAUUAGUUCAAGAACAUCAUGGCACCUGCCAAAAAUGACCUGGAACCAUUUGCUGCUGGAUCCUGCCACCAGUGAGAAGAUCCGUUUCAACUUGUUUAAUAUAUUCAUAUUCUUUUCCUCCUGUCCCCACCUCCCUUGGUUUUAAUUUAAUUUUUUUUUUUUUUUUUUCCUUAUCCUUCUUUAAGAGCAAAAUUAUACUUUGCUCCCCCUGUUUUUGCAGGUAAAUAUUAAGUUUGUCCACAUAUUAAUACCUUUUUUCCUUCACCUGUCAGAAUUAUCUGUAUUUUCCAUCUCCACCUUUCUCUUAUACAGCACUUUCAUUUUCUGAGCCUCCCCUCUUCUCCCAGCUUGGAAGAUGUUACUGUUUUGACAAUGUGCAAUCAUGAGCAACCAAUAGCUGCUCUUCAUUUGCAGAUUGUUUUCAUUUUCUCCUUUCAAUAAAUUGAGUUGCAGACAAUGGUGUUUUUUGUUUUAAUUAACCCCUUAAGGAUGGCGGGCGUUAUAUGCCGGCCUUAAGGGGUCAGUCCUUAAAGCCACAUAGGGGAGUAGAUCGUCGCCGCUGUCUUAUUGACUUACCCGGUCACCGUCGGUGGGCACAAUCCUGGGGACUACCUGAGAGCAGAUUUGGCCCUCCCGUGUGAGCACAGGAUCCUCGCGAUCACAUGGCUAUCUGCAUCUGUGCCUGCAAGCCCAAUAUGCCUGUUAGUGUGUGUAUGUAUGUAUAUAUAUGUGUGUGUGUGUGUGUGUGU